Messenger RNA from Andrographis paniculata, 905 nucleotides. Its product is annotated as B-box zinc finger protein 24-like. The coding region runs from base 83 to 787 and encodes 234 amino acids. Gene Ontology annotation, molecular function: zinc ion binding. The transcript is spliced from 3 exons. Gene Ontology annotation, cellular component: nucleus. The record is from RefSeq and is a predicted model, not a curated record. Gene Ontology annotation, biological process: photomorphogenesis; regulation of DNA-templated transcription. NCBI's taxonomy places the organism in Eukaryota, Viridiplantae, Streptophyta, Magnoliopsida, Lamiales, Acanthaceae.
UUUCUCUAAUAUUUUUUCUCAUCGGGUGAUGUAUUUCCAUUUUUAUUGAGAUUUGUUCAUUUUCAACUUCAACUCUAAGAAGAUGAAAUUGCAGUGCGAUGUGUGCGAGAAGGCUCCGGCAACGAUGAUUUGCUGCGCGGAUGAGGCCGCAUUGUGCGAUGAAUGUGACGUUGAAAUUCACGCUGCGAACAAGCUCGCGAGCAAGCACCAGAGGCUGUUUCUGCAGUGCCUGUCGAAGAACCUCCCGCCUUGCGAUAUAUGCAGAGAGAAAGCAGCUUUCAUUUUCUGUGUGGAGGAUCGCGCGCUCUUCUGCAAGGACUGCGACGAGCCCAUUCAUUUAUCGUGCAAUCUUGCAAGAAACCAUCAGCGAUACUUAGCUACCGGAAUUCGAGUAGCUUUGAAUUCCAGUUGUGAUAAGGAAAUGUCCGAGGGACAGAUUGAGCCAAAGCCUCCAAAAUCAAAUCCAAAAACGACUGCUUUUGCUGUUUCCUCGCAGCCUGUUUCUGGAUUUGCAUCGCCAUCUUGGGCAGUUGAUGAUUUGUUACAGUUUUCAGAUUGCGGUGUCUUUGAUAAGAAGGAACAGGUCGUGUUUAGCGAGUUCGAAUGGUUGGCAGAUGUUAAUCUCUUCGGCGAAUCAGCUGCAGCCGAAGUGCCUCAGCUAUCAUCGUCUCAGCCGAGCAACACAGUCGCCUACAGAUCUACAAAAUUCCACAGUGCUCACAAGAAGCCUCGAAUCGAAACUCCAGAUCACCACGACGAUCAUUUCAUAGUUCCUGAUCUCGGCUGAACCUUCAUAUAUUUACCGUGUAUCGUUUGUUGCCUGCGUUUUACGUUUUCUUAUCUCUGCAACCUUGGUUCUGUGCUGUGAUAUUGUUAUACGAUUAUAUUUGUUAAACUUCCGUCGA